AGUUCUAAAUUUUCCGCCAAAACGUGUCGUUUACGCUUAUUACGGAUUGACCGGUUUCUUAUUUUAUAAUAAAUAUUAAACUAUUGAAUAGAUACUCUAAAAAUGUCGAAACGAAACAGUGUUGGUGCGUCAAAUACACUCUUCAAUUAUUUUACGAAAACACCACCUUCAAACAAAAAACUUAAAUCUAAUUUAGAUACGGAUAGUAACCAUCAAUUGGAUUCCUCGCUAUUAGAAAAAGAAAAGAAAAUUGAAAAUAAAAAGCGUGAAAGACAGUCAACACCAUCACCUGAAAUUGAUAACCAAAAUAGCGAUGAAGAUGAAGGUCCGAUUGUUCCCAAAAAGAAGAAAAGGAUCAGGCUCAAUCCUAUAGAUUCCGAUGAUUCUGAUGUUGAAAACAAGGACAAUAAAACAGAUACCCCUGAAGAAAAAUUAUCUAUAGAAAAGAAGUUACAGAGCAGUUUCAAAUAUGAACCAACCCAAUCACCAAAGUCUAGCAUACAGAAAAAACCUGCACCUAAUAGAACAUCCACAGCACCAGUAAAAUCUGAUUCUGAAGAGAAAUCUGUACCACUUGAUGAGGAGAAUUGGAUUCACUGCAAACUGGACUGGCUCAAACCUGAUAAGAUUCGUGAUGCCAAGAAAAGGAGACCAGAUCAUCCUGAUUAUGAUCCUACUACAUUAUUUGUGCCACCUGACUUCAUGAAUAGUCAGACACCGGCGCAUCGCCAGUGGUGGGAUAUGAAGUCCUCGCAUUAUGAUUGUGUUCUUUUCUUCAAAGUUGGGAAAUUCUAUGAGUUGUAUCACAUGGAUGCUGCUGUAGGAGUCAAUGAACUUGGGUUUUCUUAUAUGAAGGGCGAAUUUGCACAUUCGGGCUUCCCAGAAAGCGCAUAUGCACGAAUGGCUUCCACUCUUAUCUCUAAAGGAUAUAAAGUAGCACGCGUCGAGCAGACAGAGACACCAGAUAUGAUGCAAGAGAGAUGCAAGAGAACUGGUCAAAACACAAAAUGGGACAAAGUGGUCCGAAGGGAAAUUUGUCAAGUGACAUUGCGAGGAGCUCAAAUAUGUGGACUGCAGGACGCCGGUCCUAUAGAGGCUAAAGCAUCGUACAUGAUGGCUAUCGCUGAGGAGGAAGGCAGCAGUACCAGCAGUUUUGGAGUAUGUUUCUUGGAUACCUCCAUCGGUAUAUUCCAUCUGGGACAGUUUCGAGAUGACAAACACUCAUCUAGGUUACUCACAACGUUGGCUCAUUAUCCACCUGCGUUGAUAAUUUACGAUCGUAAAACAACGACGCCUCGUGUGAGUAAAUUACUGAGCACCCAUUGCCACAGCGCCAGACGAGAACCGCAGAAUCUGUGGCCGCCAGAGAAAACAUUAAAGCUUUUGGCCGAAAAAUAUUACAAAACGAAUGCCGAAGGUGAUUGGCCUGAAGGGAUCAAACCGUUUCUGCAUGAGGGUGACGCAUUAGGUCUUACUCCAGCUGCCCACUGUUCAUUGGCAAUAAAAGCAUUAGGUGGUUGCGUUUCAUAUCUGACAGAUUGUCUGUUAGACAUACAAAUCCUGGGCAUGUCACAGUUCAACUUAUACGAACCCCCAGACGUCUUAAAUAAGACUUUAUCACAAGAAAAUAAGGUUGAUAAUCGCUGGGAAGGCGGUAGUACAAUGGUGCUAGAUGCUAUCACACUCAGGAAUUUAAGAAUAGUCCAAGAUGAUGGGUGCUUGUAUGACAGAUUGAAUUUCUGCUCUACUGCUAUGGGGAAAAGGUGGCUGUACCAGUGGGUGUGUGCUCCUAGUUGCAAUCUGUCAGUUAUAAAACAACGUCAAGAAGCUGUCAAAACGGUGUUCGAAAAGCAAGAGUUGUGUCAAGAGGCCAAGAAUAUCCUAACUACGUUACCUGACCUAGAGCGAUUGCUAGCGAAAGUACACAGCUUGGGGAAUUUGAAACGGUCCAAACAACAUCCGGACGCACGAGCGAUAUUCUACGAGGAGAAAAUCUACUCUAAGAAGAAAGUUCUGGACUUCAUAGCGGUACUGAAUGGGUUCAAAGUGGCCUUGAAGCUGGUCGAUAUGUUUUCCGAUGUGAAUUCUAUAUUGUUGAGGAAUAUAACUCAAUACUCUCCUAUUGGAAAAUUCCCAGAUUACAGAGAAACAUUAAAGUUCUUUAUGGAAGCGUUCGAUCACCAAGAGGCAGAGAAAGAAGGUCGCUUAUUACCCGGCACGGGCGUCGAUCCUGAAUACGACAGUACUCUGAGACUCAUAGCGGAUAUACAGCAACAGCUGGACGACUAUCUCAAACAGCAAGAGAAAUACUUCAAAUGUCGUCUCACCUACGUAGGUUCAGACAAGAAACGAUACCAAAUCGAAGUGCCACAAAACGCAGCAGCUAAGGCUGGAUCUGAAUAUCACAUGGAAGGGGCAAGGAAAGGCUAUAAAAGAUUUUCCACCGCGGAAACUAAGGAUUUCUUAGCUCGUAUGAUGGCAGCGGAGGAACAAAAGACAAAUGUCCUGAAAGACUUGAGCCGCCGAAUGUUCGAGAAGUUCUCCACUAAUUACAAUCAAUGGGAGUCAGCGGUGAAGUGUAUUGCGACGCUAGAUAUCGUCCUCUCGCUCAGUGAAUUCGCGAGACAACAGAGUGGUGAUAUAUGUUUGCCUGAAAUCACUUUUGACACCAGUAAAACGCCAUAUAUAAAUAUCGUGGAAGGCCGCCAUCCGUGCAUUCCUAUAGUGAAUGACUUCAUUCCUAACGACACUCGUCUCGGUGUGGAAGGGGCUAGUUUAUUACUCCUGACUGGGCCCAAUAUGGGGGGCAAGUCGACGCUUAUGCGACAAGUCGGAUUACUCACUGUGCUAGCCCAUUUGGGCAGUUACGUGCCAGCUCAAGAGUGCAGUCUAAGCUUGGUGGAUCGUAUAUUCACAAGGCUCGGGGCAUCUGACGAUAUUCUGUCGGGCCAGUCGACUUUCUUAGUAGAGAUGAAUGAAACUGCUGCUAUAGUCAAACAUGCUUCAGUACAUUCUUUGGUAUUGCUCGAUGAGUUGGGACGUGGCACAUCGACAUAUGACGGCACUGCCAUAGCGUCAGGAGUUUGUGCAGAGUUGGCGGACAGGGGAUGCCGCGUUGUGUUCUCGACGCAUUAUCACUCGUUAGUUCACCAUCUGGCUUCACACCCGGGUGUCCUGUUGGGUCAUAUGGCCUGCAUGGUGGAAACGGAUGAAUCAACGCCGGACAACGAAGACGAUAUACCAGAGGAAACUAUCACUUUUCUAUACAAAUUGUCACCGGGGGCUUGUCCGAAAUCGUACGGUUUUAACGCGGCUAGGUUAGCCGGCAUACCUAAAGAAAUCACAAGACGCGCCCAUCAGGUGUCGAAGAAUCUCGAAACUGAGGCAACGUGCGCACGCGCAUUUAGGGAUAUGCUGAAAAUGGACGAGCCUAAGAAAAUGAGAGAGAUGUUGGCUGCGUUGAGCAUUUAAAAUUAUAAUUCCUGUAUAACUCGUGAAAAAUAACAUGACACCCGAUAUAGGCAUAUAACAUCUUGUAAUUUGGUUAAAAUCAUAUCCUUGAUGAUUAUCUGUGCAUUAGAGGCAAUGUCAGUUCCUAACUUGCGUCAUAAUUUAUCGAGAAAUGAGUUUCUGUGGAUCCAUAUUAGCAUUUCGAAAAUAGACAAUAUUAGUUUUCAAAGGCCUUCAAGUGUUAUGUUAUUUCGUACGAGAAGUAAUGUGUCUAUAGUCAGUGACAAUAUUCAGAACUCCCUUUCUAUGAUUUAAUUCCACUGUAAAAUUGCAGUCAUCUAUAAUCUUAUUUGAAUCAUCACAUAAUCUAUUCUAGCAAGCUCGAUGACGCAGUUUAUAGCCCAUAGGCCGGUUAUGGGCUGGGUGACCAAAAAUUUAUUAUAUGGAUUAAAGUGCUUAGAAAGACACGUUAAGCCGUUGUCCCGACUGCAUCUGCAGUAGUUAACGCCCACCAAUCCGUACUGUGCCCCUGUGGUGGGGGAUGCCUGCCGGUCCCUAUUUGAGUCCACUCAUGGAAAAGGACUGUGCCCCAACAGCGGGGACAUUAAUACGCUAAUGAUAACAUAAACCCACAAUACUUUUUUAUCUAAAGAGAAAAUUGUCUUAAUGUAAGAUUUAUUUAAUAAGUAACUAUUUUUUAACAAUGUUUAUAAUUAUGGCUUGCCACUGGAGGUAAUGGCCUCUUAAAUUUCAUAUUGUUUUAUGAUUAUUUUUGAAUCUUAAUGUUUACAAUUGUGAUAAUGUGUUGCUACUUUAUGUUUUAGUUUAGUUUCAUUCUUGAUAUUGUUAGUCGGUUAUGUUUUUUAUGAUUCAGUAAUCUCAUAGUCUCGUUUCGGAAUAUUAGUUCUUCUAAAUAUAGUAUAACUAAAAUUUCCACAUAACAUGACGACAUUAUUAUAAUAACGUUGAUUUUGUUAAAUACAUAAGAUUAUUGUUAUGAAAUACUUGUUACUGUUUCUUAUCGUGAAAACGGAGUUCAGUGCCAUUUUAAGAUAAAAUCCAGUUGAACUUUAUUAAUGUUUAUUUGUAUGUUGUUCAUACUAAAAUGUAUCGAAUACAUGUGAUUUUUGUGAUUAAUGUAAUUCAAAACUACCCCACCUAAUUGUGAUUAAAUCCUUAUUUUUUAC
Messenger RNA from Diatraea saccharalis (sugarcane borer), 4637 nucleotides. NCBI's taxonomy places the organism in Eukaryota, Metazoa, Arthropoda, Insecta, Lepidoptera, Crambidae. The record is from the annotation of a GenBank genome assembly.